GUCCAAUUCUUUGACGGUGUCAUCUAAUAUGCUGACUAGACUAACGGAAAGGCUGACGUGGCAACAUUUCGUAAAUAACAAUGCCACAUGAAUUUAACUUUAAAAUAUAAAAUAAAAUGAAUAUGAAUAUGAAAAGUCUCCCUAUCUCCCUCAUCUUCUCCUAUCCCAUUAUCCCUGUACAAUUAAUCGAGAAUCCCCCAUUCACUGCCGGCAUAAAAACUCCUCGUGAACUGAAUCCCUCUUCCUUCGACUCCUUCCCUUCGAAUUGAUUCCCAUAUCCUUCAUGCGAAGAAGAACCCCAAUCGCAGAAUCGGGUAGACGAAGAAGAACCCAAACCCAGAAACCUACAACCCAUAAUUUGGCAAUGAUGGCGGCGGACCUUCGUCAAUCGUCCCGAUCUAGGUUUGUUGUUGGCAUCGGGAGAGAAGCGAGCUCCUGAAAUAAGGUCCGCUGCCUCUCCUCCACCGAAGUACCUCUUCCCUGCAAUAAUUUUCACCAUGAGAUUCAUCGUCGUCUCGAGGAGGCUCGAUUUCAAAUCGACGCCUGCGGCUCUCUGGUUAGUGGGGUGGCGGUGGCAAUAGCAGAGCAUGAACUAGUUUCGUUGACGCAGAUGGAGGAGAAGAGUUGGAGGCGAAAUGCGAAGAAAAUCUCUUGGGGCGAAAUCUUGUGGAGGUUACGCCAGAGAUUGCUAGCGAGGCAUUCCUUGGCGGUGAAAGGGGACGGGAAGAUAGUUGAACAGAGUUGGGGAUUUCGAUGGACAGUUCUCAGUUCUGUGAAUCUUAGGGAUUCACCGACAAAAAUCAGGUUGAUCAAAAUUGGGGAUUUCGAGGUCGGCGCCGGAAUCGGCCAGGGAAGGAGUUGAAUGAGAUGAGCCAAGAUCUGGUAUAUCAUACCUUCAAAUGGUGGUGGUUUGGGCAGAGAAAAUAAGGUUAUGGGAUAUUGUAUCUCUGUUGCUCGGCGAUGGAAGGGGUUUGGGGAGAGACAGAGGAAGACGAACAGAUGGAGCGUGCGAAGAUGAAUUUUUUACUUGCGCGUGGACCAAAUGCCCGCCUCCGCGGCGACAAGACCCAGCGGGGCUGAACACGGCAGGGCUGGCGACGACGACAGUCUCGCCAUCGAUCUCCUUGCGGUGGAAGUUGCGGGUGGCGCUCGCAGGCCGCGCAUUUUAGGUUAGAUCUGUUGUCGCUGCGGUGGUGAUCUAGGGUUUGGGAGUAGGCGAGGAAAGCUGAUGAGUUGCCAUUGUUAUUCUCGCAAGAUUAGGGGGCGGGGAGCAAGGGUCAUAGAUCGGCCAUCGCCGGCCAGAUUGUCACCAUCGUUGCCGCUGGUGCCAACGCAUGAGAAUCGCUUGUCGCAUGGCGGUGGCAGUGAGGGGGCUCAAUUGGUGGACGGGAAGGAAUCAGUUCAGAAAGGGACAACCGAAAAAUCCCAAAAAAGUACCGAAGAAAAGUCGGGCCGUCGGAGAUUCUCCUCGGAAGUAGCGAAGCUGCGAAAGGAAGCGACUUUUUCCACCAUCGUCUCCGCUACACGAAACAACGGGAGCACUGAGCAGCUAGAAUCCACCGUCCGCCGCCGCCUGCCGAGGGGAUGCGGAGAGAACGAUCGUCGAUUCAGCCGCCAUCACCUUCGAUGUCCAAGAAUCCUAUGGUCGCUCGUUAGUUGACAUCCUCCGUUGUUGAGAGAAUCAUAACAAACAGGGAGUAGGUCAAACAUCGAAGAAGGCUUGCAGCAGGGAUUAGAUUGGAGGGAAAAAAAGAUUUCAAUGGGGUGCUUUCACUCCAAAACCUUCCUGUCUCCCGAUAGUAAGCAGCAGAAACCGCUUCCACUUCCAGAAGACCCGAAGCAACUCGCUACUAAUCCCGACCCACCCAUCCCCGGUGAUCAACUUGACAUCCCACUAUUCCGUGAGUUCCCUCUCAAUGAGCUUCGUGCUGCCGCCAAUGGGUUCAGCUCCGCAUUCAUCGUCUCUGAGAGCGGUGAAAAGGCUCCCAAUGUUGUGUAUCGAGGCAAGCUCAAAGACAAUCGCCUUGUUGCAAUCAAGCGCUUCUCCAACCUUUCCUGGCCAGAUCCCCAGCAGUUCCUGAGUGAAGCUUCUAUGGUUGGGAAAGUACGGCAUAAGAGAUUGGUUAACUUAAUUGGGUGUUGUGCUGAGGGUGAUGAACGUUUGCUGGUGGCUGAGUACAUGCCUAAUGAUACCCUUUCCAAGCACCUCUUCCAUUGGGAAAAACAGCCAUUGCCCUGGGAAAUGCGUGUCAGAAUUGCCUACUACAUUGCUCAAGUGCUGGAUCAUUGUGAUACUCAGGACCGCAAAAUCUACCACGAUUUGAAUGCCUAUAGAGUUCUUUUUGAUGAGGAAGGUGAUCCUCGGUUGUCUAGUUUUGGCUUCAUGAAAAAUAGCAGAGAUGGGAAGAGUUACAGCACAAACUUGGCUUAUACCCCACCUGAAUUUUUGAGGACAGGUAGGGUCAUCCCUGAAAGUGUAAUAUACAGCUUCGGAACUGUUCUGCUGGAUCUUUUGAGCGGGAAACAUAUCCCUCCAAGCCAUGCACUGGAUUUAAUCAGGGGGGAAAAUUUGCUGUUGUUAAUGGAUUCAUCCUUGGAGGGACAGUAUGCAAAUGAAGAUGCAGCUGUGUUGGUUGAACUGGCCUCUAAGUGCUUACAGUAUGAGGCUAAGGAUCGGCCUGUUGUCAAGUACCUUCUUACUGCAGUAGAACCACUCCAGAAGCAGAAAGAGGUUUCAUCUCACUCGCUGAUGGGACUAUCAAAAACUCCGGUACCACUUCCAACUUUGCUUUCACCACUGGGUAAGGCUUGUGUAAGGAUGGAUCUCUCAGCAGUGCACGAGGUCUUGCUUAAAACAGGAUAUAGAGAUGAAGAAGGAGCGGAAAAUGAGCUUUCGUUUCAAGAAUGGACCCAGCAAGUGCAAGACAUGCUGAACACUAAGAAGUUUGGUGAUAUUGCUUUCAGAGACAAGGAUUUUAAUACUGCUAUCGAUAACUACACAAAGCUGGUGUCGUUGAUGUCGGUUCCUUCAGGAACCGUGUUUGUGAGGCGAGCAUUGUCCUACUUAAUGGUAGGACAAGCAGAACUCGCGCUGAGAGAUGCAAUGCAGGCACAAGUCUGCUUGCCCGAGUGGCCAACAGCGUUUUACAUGCAAGCGCUCGCUCUGUCAAAGCUCGGAAUGGAGAGCGAUGCUCAGGACAUGCUGAACGAUGGAGCCAACUUUGAAGAGAAGAAGCAAAAUAGCUGGCGCCAUCCGAGUUAAGAUCGUGGUUUCGCUAAUCGCUACUAGAGGUCUCUGUGCAAUGUAGGCGGCAGAAGAGAUAGAAGCAUGAGCAAGGUGUAUUUCCACAUGCUUAGGAAAGAAGAGUUCAAUCGGUUCAUUAGGUCCGACCCCUUGGCAGGGUUUAGAAGUUUCUUUUUUUGGCAGUCUACCCUGGCAUAGUGUUAGCUAGCAGCUGGCAGAAGUUAUGUUGUUGUUGUUGUCAGUCGUUUGGGUUGGUUUUUCCCGACCACGAUUAAGAGUGUUGUACAAUCAAGAGAUCAGUGUUGAGUAGACAUCAAGUAAUGAGACGGCAGAGGAAGGUUCGACUGAUUAAUAUGAAAUUAGGGACUCCGUAAGGCUUUCUUAGUAUUGGAAAGACGAAAUAACCAACUAGUAUUGGAAGAAUUAUGAAUUUGAAGGACGUUGUCCAUUUGAUCCAUUUAACCUGACAAUCUACUAUUUAUGGAACCCAAUUGCAUGAAUGUGUUAGGCGGUUAGCCCGUGUUUGAAUAGGUGUAUUUCAAAUUUAUU
This is a messenger RNA of Linum tenue, 3793 nucleotides long. The record is from the annotation of a GenBank genome assembly. NCBI's taxonomy places the organism in Eukaryota, Viridiplantae, Streptophyta, Magnoliopsida, Malpighiales, Linaceae.